Messenger RNA from Mytilus californianus (California mussel), 741 nucleotides. Its product is annotated as prolyl 4-hydroxylase subunit alpha-2-like. The transcript is spliced from 7 exons. The record is from RefSeq and is a predicted model, not a curated record. The coding region runs from base 31 to 741 and encodes 236 amino acids. Gene Ontology annotation, biological process: peptidyl-proline hydroxylation to 4-hydroxy-L-proline. Gene Ontology annotation, cellular component: endoplasmic reticulum. Lineage: Eukaryota; Metazoa; Mollusca; Bivalvia; Mytilida; Mytilidae. Gene Ontology annotation, molecular function: procollagen-proline 4-dioxygenase activity.
UUUACAGCAGAUGCAGCUCAAUUAUUAGAAAUGUAUUCACAAAAAGGCGUUUUGUCAAUACAAGAGGAUUACAUGAAGUACAUGAAUGAAUUAAAAGCAUACCCCAAAAAGGAGGUUCCAAAACUGUGGCCAUUUCAUGAACAAGAGCUUGAUAGUAUACAAAAACAACUCUGUAGAGGAGUAAACAGAAAGUCAAACAAAGAACGUUCAAGUUUAAGUUGUUAUAUGGUUAAGACCAAUAUUCCGUACUUCAAAUCAAAGACAGAGGAGGUGAAUCUGGAUCCUAAAAUUUUGAUAUUCCAUGAUGUUAUUACUGAAAAUGAAAUAGCGUAUUUUAAAGAAGAAAGUUAUAAAGUGUUUUAUCGGUCUGGACUGCAAAAUUACGGCACAGAAGAAGACGCUAACGAUGACAUCCGUCUGAGCUACACAGGUUGGGUUUAUGACAAAAAUGCAAUUUCAAGAAGAGUUUCCGAAAGGAUUGAGUUAAUAACUAAGUUGGAUACUACGGAAAGAAAUGUGUUAAGUAGUUCUGAAUCUUACCAGGUAGCAAACUAUGGAAUUGGUGGAUACUUUAAUCCUCAUCUCGACAAUUUACAUAAUCCUAUAUGGCGGCAGCCAGUACAGUCUGAUGCUAACUUCGUCAAAGGAUCUGGAGAUAGAAUCGCUACAUGGAUGUUCUAUGUAAAGUAUUCAUAUUCAUUACCAAUUACAAAGAUAGAAAGUAAGAGAUGUAAAGUUUAA